Populus nigra (black poplar) is the source of this 4049-nucleotide messenger RNA. RefSeq names its product formin-like protein 1. The coding region runs from base 315 to 3635 and encodes 1106 amino acids. NCBI's taxonomy places the organism in Eukaryota, Viridiplantae, Streptophyta, Magnoliopsida, Malpighiales, Salicaceae. Gene Ontology annotation, molecular function: actin filament binding. The transcript is spliced from 4 exons. Gene Ontology annotation, biological process: actin nucleation; actin cytoskeleton organization. The record is from RefSeq and is a predicted model, not a curated record.
UGUAGCUCAUACGCAAAUUGUCAAAGACUCAAGUCACCCUUUUUCACUUCACUAAUAGCAGUAGCAAAUACCAGACAAACUCACCAGCAGAAUCUUAGCUGGAUGCAUCACCUCCUCCUCCUCCUCCUCCUCCUUCUCCUCCACACUUUCCCUUCCUCUUCCUUUUACUCUCUCAUGAUUCAACCCUUUCCCAUUUUCCUUUCUCUCGCUCUCUCUUUCAACAAAGCAAACAGUCCCCACAAAUCACACCCACAGCACAUUUCUUUCCUCCUCCUCCUCUCUGCUCUUGAAACGUAGAGCCGAGACACCACAAAAUGCCCACCUCUUUCCUCGCUUCCUCCUUCAUCACUAUAUCACUCUUCAUCUUAUCCUACGCGCCCCUCCACUUAUCCUCCUCCACCACCACUAACCGUCGGAUUCUUCAUCAACCAUUCUUCCCACAGGACUCCAUUCCUCCCACCGAACCUCCAUCCCCUGCCCCGCCUUCCCCGCCAUCGCCACCAUCGCCACCAUCCCAAAUCCCAUUUCCCACUCCCACCCCUAACCAAUCCCCCUUUUUCCCUUCCUACCCUUCCCCUCCACCCCCCCCGUCCCCUACCGCAUUCGCAUCUUUCCCAGCCAACAUCUCCUCUCUCAUCCUCCCUCAGUCCUCUAAACCCAAACCCACUUCCCAAAAACUCCUUGUCGUCGCCAUCUCGGCUGUCAUCUCCGCUCUCAUUGUCUUGGGCAUCAUCGCCUUUUAUUACGCUCGCCGCCGGAGAAACCAAACUAACUUCUCCGACAACAAGACUUACGGUGGAUCCAGUAACAGUAACAGACAGUACCAAGUAACUGCAGAUACAAGAGCAAGUAGCAACAGCCAUAAACUAAGAACCUCUUCAACUAGUUCCGAGUUUCUUUACUUGGGAACUGUAGUAAAUUCAACGAGGUUAGAUGAAAGCUCCAAUGACAACACUAAUGUCAGGUCUGAUCAUCAUAAACUGGAGUCCCCGGAGCUCCGGCCCCUUCCACCACUCAACAGGGAUAAUUCGAGGCAGAAUUAUGGAAGUGGUAAUUUUGAUAGGGAUGGGAAUGAAGAGGAGGAGGAAGAGGAGUUUUACUCACCGCGAGGAUCUUCAGGCGGUAGAGAAAGCUCCAGCGGGUCUAGAAGAGGUUUUUCUGUUGCUGCUGCAGGUUUUGAUGCAAAAAGUAUUGAAUCUUCAAGCUCGCAUUCGUCUUCCAUUUCAGCUUCUCCUGCUCGGUCUCAUUCUCUCAGUAUUUUUCCGCCAGUAAGUUUGAGUCCCAGACCAAAAUCGCCGGAAUCUGUUACUGUACUUGCUGCUCAAUCGUUGCCACCGCCAUCGCCAUCAAUAAUGGAUGCUCAUAAUGAGAGGGAAUCUUCUUCAUCAUCUUGUGCUUCAUCUCCAUAUGCUUCGCCUAAAAUUACACUAAAUUUGGAAAGAAAUGUACUGUCUUCGGCUUCUACUUCUCCUAGAGUGUUGAAUGAUUUGGAUCGAAACAAUGUGAUUAUGCGGUCUCCAUCUUUAUCUCCAGCUAGAAUAUUGAAUAGCAAUUUGGCCCAAAAUAGACCUUCUAGCUCACCUUCUUCUGUUUCAACUUCACCUGAAAGAGUACUGAACGAUUUGGCUCGAUUUAAUGUGAAUUCUCCGUCGUUGUCCUCUGUUUCUUCAUCACCUGAUAGAGAUUUGGAAAGGACCCCAUCACCGAAAAUAUCAAUUGAUUUGGAUCGAACUGCGCAGUCUCCUUCACUGUCUGUUGCUUCUUCACCAGAAAGAGGUUUCGAGAAGAGCCUACCUACAUCUCCAAUAGUUUCAAAUGUUUUGGAUCGAAUUGAGAUGUCUCCUUCAUUGUCUGUAGCUAAGAGCACAUUUUCAUCUCCCAGAAUCUCGAAUGUUUCGGAUCAUACUAAGAUGUCUCCUACAUUAUUGUCUUCACCUUCUUCUUCGCCGGAUAGAAAGAGCCCAGAUGUAUCACCAACAAUGACUUCUAGUGUUUUGGGUCUAAAUGCAAGAAUUAGUAAUGUUUUCGAGCAGCUUAUGUCAGUUCCGCCUCCCCCGCCCCCGCCCCCGCCCCCGCCCCCGCCAAUGCUGCUACCGCGAAGACAAUGGGAAUCUCCCAGUGUUAAUGCAUUAUCAACACCAACAGACCAGCCAAUUUCAAAGCCUCCGGCGCUUAUACCACCCUCAAGGCCUUUUGUAUUACAAAGCACAACCAAUGUAUCGCCAAUUGAGUUGCCACCUAGUUCUAAAACAAUGGAGGAUGACGAGGAAACUCCUAAACCAAAGUUAAAGCCCUUGCAUUGGGAUAAAGUUAGAGCAAGCUCUGAUCGUGAAAUGGUGUGGGAUCAUCUGAGGUCCAGCUCUUUUAAAUUGAACGAGGAAAUGAUUGAGACAUUGUUCGUCGUCAAUACGCCAAAACCAAAGCCAGCCACUCCUCAUUCAGUUAGCCUAACACCCAACCAAGAAAAUAGGGUACUUGAUCCCAAAAAGGCGCAGAACAUUGCAAUUUUGCUCCGGGCAUUCAAUGUGACAAUUGAGGAGGUUUGUGAAGGCCUUUUAGAAGGAAAUGUUGAUACUCUAGGAACUGAACUUCUAGAAAGUUUAUUGAAGAUGGCUCCUACCAAAGAAGAGGAGCGUAAAUUGAAAGAAUACAAAGAUGAUUCUCCAACCAAGCUUGGUCAUGCUGAGAAAUUCCUGAAGGCAGUGAUUGAUGUACCUUUUGCAUUUAAACGAGUGGAUGCAAUGCUUUACGUAGCCAAUUUUGAGUCCGAGGUUGAAUACCUCAAAAGGUCCUUUGAAACUCUGGAGGCAGCCUGUGAAGAAUUGAGAAAUAGCAGGAUGUUUUUGAAACUUUUAGAAGCUGUGCUCAAGACAGGAAACCGCAUGAAUGUUGGCACUAACCGUGGUGAUGCCCAUGCCUUCAAGCUUGACACGCUCCUUAAGCUUGUUGAUGUCAAGGGUGCAGAUGGAAAGACCACACUCUUGCAUUUUGUUGUACAGGAAAUUAUAAGAACUGAAGGUGCUCGUCUCUCUGGGACCAACCACACUCCAAACUCCACUUCCAGUGAAGAUGCCAAGUGUAGGAAGCUCGGCCUGCAAGUUGUUUCUGGUCUGAGUUCAGAGCUCGGUGAUGUGAAGAAAGCAGCUGCUAUGGAUUCUGAUGUACUUAGCAGUGAUGUCUCCAAGCUUUCUAGAGGGAUUGAGAAUAUCAGCGAGGUGGUGCGAUUAAAUGAAACAUUGGGAAUGGUGGAGAGCUGUCAGAGAUUUUCAGAGUCAAUGACGAGGUUCAUGAAAAUGGCUGAGGGGAAGAUUUUAAGGAUUCAAGCCCAAGAAAGUGUUGCUUUGUCACUAGUAAAGGAGAUCACGGAAUACUUCCAUGGUAAUUCCGCCAAGGAAGAGGCUCACCCCUUCAGAAUCUUCAUGGUGGUUAGAGACUUUCUUAGUGUUCUUGAUCGUGUGUGCAAAGAAGUUGGUAUGAUAAAUGAGCGAACAGUUGUUAGUUCUGCCCAUAAAUUUCCAGUUCCAGUUAAUCCAAUGCUUCCAGUUCCUGUAAAUCCAACGCUGCCACAGGUUUUUUCUGGAUCCAAUGCAAGGAAGCAGUGUGAUUCCUCCGAUGAUGAGAGUGCUUCUCCUUAAUAUUUGUGGCUCUUGUUCAUAUGAGGGUAAACUUAUUGUUGCACCUAGCCAGGAAAUGCCUAAGGUGGGUGAAUUGGGCAGGUUGGGGUUCUCAUGGGUUGGCAUCUGGCUUGCCAGAUUUCUGUAAUUUAUUUUUCUUCAAUAUUUGUAUAAAUCCAUGACAAAGAUUUUGUAAUUUGCUUUUGUCAUAUAGAUAGUAUACGACGAGGUUUUCUUUGGGUGAAGUAGGGCAAUAUGCUGGCUUGACUCGCAGUCGACAAUGGCAAUGUCGUCACGUAAGCCUGUCGAAAACUUCAAUUAUAGGAAAGCUAAGCUGUUCUGUUAUGCAAGUCAUGAGCAUAGGAUGUAUUCCUGUUGUAUACAUUAGAACAAUCUGUACUGUACCUAAUUAGUAAUUGUUGUCUUUUUCUGAAA